GCUAAUAUCAUCUUGUGAAUUUUUCAAUAGAUAGGCUUGAUUCUCCUUUUUUUGUCGAUUAGGUUUUAGGACAGAUUAAUACACAAUCCUUGAUAUUUCUCCUCAGCUCUUCCUAUUCACUGGAUACAAGUCAUUUUGUUUCAGAUCUGCAUUUGAACACUCAAGCAGAAACCCUGAGACCUAUCGAGGUCAAUCAUGUGAGGAAGGAUUUGCACCUUUAAGGGCUCUGUGCCAGAUCUCCCACACAAGGCGGUCCACUGGAAUGCACUUCCACUCAUGCACAUAACGUCUGUUGACAACAUACCUGACCUCCUGCAGGAGCACUGGUGCUUUCUUCCCUUUAUAUCCCUGAGAACUGGCUAAGAGGAGUUAACAUGAAGCCUAAAUCUCUCCCAUCACGGUUGUUUAACAGAAACUCAGCUGCAGCAUCAGGUGAGGCUCUGAGCGUAGGAGCCGCACGCAAGUACCAGCGACAUGUGGACUGCGCGGAGGACUCUUCCUCCACAGACAGCGAGUCGGUGGCAGACAACAGCAGACAACACGAGAGUAGCCACAGAGAAAUACACUUCGCUUUUCUGCCGGAGAGGUACGAGCCGCUGACGGAUGAUGAAGCGAGGGAAGCAAAGAAGAAGAGAAAGAAGCAAAAGUACAAAAAGGUCAAGAAGAACAUUGGCAAAGCUCUGCGCUCCACCUGGAAAUGUAUGAUGCUUGGUCUCUACAACUUUGCUCUGGGUUACUCCACCCCGAUCACUGUGGCUGCUACUUUUGUCCCUGACUUUCACAGAGGGAGGAGCUGAGCUGAUGCACCUGGAUCUCGUCCGGUUUUAUUUUUGUAUUUUUAAAGCUAUUGUGUAUAUAACUUUUGAUGUUGAUAAUAUUUGUGUAUUUGAAAUUGUAUUUGAAGUUUUAAUCAAAGAAUAAUACAUUUUCUGAAAUUAUUUCUUGUGAUAUAUUAAAACAUGGCUGUACUUGCAAAUUUUUGUUACUGAAAAACCUGUUGUUGGUCAUAAUGUGUUGCAUGAUAUCUGGUAUAGUACAGCUACACUUUUUAACCAUAUCUGUAUUAAAAAAUUUUUUUUUGAGUUCAUAGAUUUUAGAGACAAAGGUGUAAAUUUCUCUCUGCAUAGACCUAAUGCUCUUUAUAAACCCUGAUUUAAAAAUUUGCCGUCCCAUUCCCGUCUCAAGAAGCGGUAUUGACAGUAAUAGUAUAUAUGUGAGCGGACAUAUUGUAUAUCUAAGCAGUCUAGUUUUAUUCAUAAUCCACAAUAGCUGCCACCGUUAUCCACAAUGUGGCCGCAGCAGUGAUGAAGCACAAGAAACAAGUCAAGUCAGUCAAAUAUAUUGAUGAGACAUUAAACUGGUCUGUGAUACAUGCGUUUUGCACCUUCCUAUAUAAGUGCAUUUGGAAUUUUUAUAAUGUGCCCUUAAAGGGAUGGUUAACAGACAAAUGAUCCAAAGGGAAUAUCUCUUUUCUCAACCUGCUGUGAAUUGCUGCGAUAUGAACAACAGACUAACAAGAGGAGAUGUUUUUUUCAUUGGUAUUAUUACCGUAUGCACAAGCUGAAGCUUUAAAUUGAAAUGAUAUUCCCAAAUCAUCUCAGCCGGUAGUUAUAUCACCUUUUAUAUUUGCAUUCAUGUAUCUGAAUGUCACAAAUAACACAUUAAAGAUUGUGGAUGUGUAACAAAGUA
Pleuronectes platessa (European plaice) is the source of this 1689-nucleotide messenger RNA. RefSeq names its product required for drug-induced death protein 1. The coding region runs from base 375 to 797 and encodes 140 amino acids. NCBI's taxonomy places the organism in Eukaryota, Metazoa, Chordata, Actinopteri, Pleuronectiformes, Pleuronectidae. The transcript has 2 exons. The record is from RefSeq and is a predicted model, not a curated record.